This is a messenger RNA of Sabethes cyaneus, 2125 nucleotides long. RefSeq names its product ubiquitin-conjugating enzyme E2 W. The record is from RefSeq and is a predicted model, not a curated record. Bases 258 to 746 code for a protein of 162 amino acids. The transcript is spliced from 6 exons. NCBI's taxonomy places the organism in Eukaryota, Metazoa, Arthropoda, Insecta, Diptera, Culicidae.
GUGGCGAUACAAAAUAGAAGAAAAUAAAAAUCUCGUCGGAGGUCAAAAUCGAACACCGAAAGACACGAAGUGCGGUAAUUAGUUUCUGCUUAGAAUAACACUUAGUUCCGUAACGCGAGUGCCGUGUUUCACCAUUAUUUGUGAUUAUAUCCCGUCGUACGAGAAAACAUAUGCAUAAAAAGUGAGUGCGCCGCGGGAGACGGCAUACAGAGGAGUACAAAUAUCAGCCAGCUGCCUUCAUCUGUGUACACACUUGCAUGAGCAAGAGUGACGGCUCAGGAAAAAUGGGCAUGAGUCCUUCCGAGAGGCGUUUACAAAAAGAACUUAUGUCCCUUAUCAGAGAGCCUCCCCCAGGAGUGACGGUGGACGAGGAAAGCGUUAGUCAAAACCUAACCCAGUGGAUAAUCAACAUCGAUGGUGUGGAGGGUACGCUGUACGAAGGCGAACAUUUUCAGCUGUUAUUUAAAUUUAAUAACAAAUAUCCGUUUGAUUCGCCGGAGGUGACAUUCAUAGGUUCCAAUAUUCCUGUACAUCCGCACGUGUAUUCCAACGGUCACAUCUGCCUGUCAAUUCUCACAGACGACUGGUCUCCUGCGUUAUCAGUACAAUCAGUUUGCCUCAGCAUAUCGUCCAUGCUGAGCAGUUGUCGGGAAAAGCGGCGUCCGCCGGACAACGGAAUUUAUGUGAAAACGUGCAACAAAAACCCUAAGAAAACCAAAUGGUGGUAUCACGAUGAUUCCGUGUAGAGCAACGCCCGGCAGAACAUUUUGUCGACACAGAUACAAAUGCAGAAUCGAUAUGCCACCACCCGGGAAGGGGUAACUUAGCAGCAUACGCAGCAGCAAGCAAACUAGCAACAGUAGUGCAAAACCCGCCAGUUGAAGCAGACGCAAACCAUCACGAAAAUCACGAUAGAUAAACCUGUCUUAAAUUAAUUCGAUUAAUGUAGGUCUUUCAAAAAAUAGCUGUGGAAGCUUCCUAUAUUCAUUCUACAGGAUAAACGAAUUUUCUAUAGAACGAGAACAGAGGUUUGAAAAAUAAAAUAAUGUAUUUUGUUCCACAUUGAAAGCAUCUCGCAGUUAAGUCACAAUAGACAAAAGAAGCAUUUCGCUUAUUGCUCAACAAAAUUAGUCUCACAUUUCGUUUGCGUUGAAUCUAGCAGCUCAAAUCUAUUUGUAUUCAAAAUUAAGCAAACAGAGAAAGUUUCCAUCGGCUAUUUGAUUUUUCGCUAUUGUGCAAAAGAAGUGAACGAAUUGUAGUCAUGAUUAUUUUAUAUUUUACUUUUAGGUGUGUUUUUGAGAAACAAAAUAAACUGUAAUUUAUUGUACCUAGCUUAAGACACGGUAUCGUUUUAAACCUGAGUACGCUGAUGGACAACAACCCUGUUUGUAUUCGCUUUGAUUGGUAAUGCAUCAUAAAUAAAUCAAGUUACUAAGAACCCAGCACGCAGGUUUCUAUCCGGCAUAAACCUAUUUGGUACACGUAUAGUACCCAAUUUCGAAAAAUCAAAAAUUAAAUACACAUUCCUUGAAAUUAAACACUUGUGAGAGAUAGUAAGCUAAUACCAAUCGUUGCGCAUAUUAAAAAAAAAUGUUGUUGGACGAAACGAUUGAGAGAUUAUAUUGUGUGGUAAAUGGGAGAGGAAGGAGAAAAAAAUACUAGACAACCUAUACAGUCCAAAAUGUGUUCUUGGCCCGUGGCGGAAGUAAUUAGAUUUGUGGGAAAAGUUGGAAUAACCUUGCUUACAUUCAAUGACUUACUAUGUUGUGUUGUGCAGAUACAGAACUUGUAGCUGCGCGGGAAAUAUGUCCACACCUGUCAGUUAUGAUCGAAAGUAUAUAUUCUUAAAAACAAAUGGACAGCAAAAACAUAGAUAUAGUUCCAGAUGAAUUAAGCAUUAUUGUAACAAAGAUACAAAAUCUGUGAGUAGUUGUUAUGAUAAUUAAAUGAGGAAAAAACCUUAAUAUAAUUCUUACUGUUUAUUACGACGCAAAUAUUAAGCAGUAACCCGAAUCACAAUGUAGGUAUGCAACACAGUAGAGCAAUUUAUGUACGAUUAGGCAACCAUUUUCAAAUAUAAUUACAUAUUUUUUUAUUAUUAAACACAGCAAUAAGAAUUGUGAAA